Molecule: messenger RNA, 10342 nt
Organism: Lymnaea stagnalis (great pond snail)
Lineage: Eukaryota; Metazoa; Mollusca; Gastropoda; Lymnaeidae
Source: the annotation of a GenBank genome assembly
GAGAGGCACUGCGUACAAGGGUUGUGCCAUGAAUGUUGUGAGAACGUCGGAGGUUGUCAAAGUGGGGGUCAUCAAGGACGUCCCGUCGCCUACAUGCCUUGGUCAAGAAGUGAAAUUAUGAAUGAUAGAGUAAUCAAUCUGAGGUAAGUUGUUAAUAUGAAUGAUACAGUAGUCAAUCUAAGCCAGUGGUUCUUAACAUGGCUCCGAUCGAACCCCAGGGGUUCGGUGAGUCAGUCUCAGGGGUUCGGCAGAGGUCCAAAAAAAAAAAAUAAUAAAAAUAAAAAUCAUGUUUUAUUUUUCCUAUUAAGAAGGGUUCGGCGAAUGCGCCUAUGAAACUGGUGGGGUUCAGUACCUCCAAAAAGGUUGCCAGNAUCCACACCCCCCCCCCUUUUUUUUUUACACACAGUUGGUGAGAUUCAGCAGUGUCCUACUCAGUUUGGCAUCAGCCAUGUUUCUGAAGACAGAAUUGUAUGCAUCAUACUGUCAAUGUCAGGGUUUACCCCAUAACCUUCUGUCAGGGUUUGUCCCAUUGUUUACUCUCAGGGUAUGCCCCAUAGCUUUCUCCCUUUAAGCGUUAUGUCAUCCUAGCUCAUUCUUCUUCUUCUUCUAUAUCUUAAGGGCCCACGAUCAAUUUAUUGAUAAUUUCUCUCAUGGUAUACCCCAUAGCUUUCUGUACGGGUAUACCCCAUAGGCUUUAGUCAGGGUAUACCCUGUAGACUUCUAUCAGGCUAUACCCCAUAGCUUUCUCUCAGGGUAUACUCCUAAGCUUUCUCUCAUGGUAUACCCCAAAGCUUUCUCUCAGGGUAUACCCCAUAGGCUUUGGUCAGGGUAUACCCUGUAGACUUCCAUAGCCUUUUCUCAGGGUAUACCCCAUAGACUUCAGUCAGGGUAGCACCCGAUAGACUUCUGUCAGGGUAUGCACCGUAACCUGUAACCAUGGAUUUUGUAGCCACAAGGCUGUAUAUGUUUUUAGUUUUUACCGCUAUAUUCUGAGUUAUACAAUAUGAAGUUGGGAUUGAGUAUAAUACAUUUUUUAUCACGUGACUAUCCCAGUAAGGUUGUGUUAUUUUGUAUCUUCAGUCACAUGACAGUCACAUGGCGUUGACUGUCCCAGUAAGGUUGUGUUAUUUUGUAUCUUCAGUCACAUGACAGUCACAUGGCGUUGACUGUCCCAGUAAGGUUGUGUUAUUUUGUAUCUUCAGUCAUAUGACAGUCACAUGGCGUUGACUGUCCCAGUAAGGUUUUGUUAUUUUGUAUCUUCAGUCAUAUGCCAGUCACAUGGCGUUGACUGUCCCAGUAAGGUUGUGUUAUUUUGUAUCUUCAGUCACAUGACAGUCACAUGGCGUUGACUGUCCCAGUAAGGUCUUGUUAUUUUGUAUCUUCAGUCACAUGCCAGUCACAUGGCGUUGACUGUCCCAGUAAGGUUGUGUUAUUUUGUAUCUUCAGUCAUAUGACAGUCACAUGGAGUUGACUGUCCCAGUAAGGUCUUGUUAUUUUGUAUCUUCAGUCACAUGCCAGUCACAUGGCGUUGACUGUCCCAGUAAGGUUGUGUUAUUUUGUAUCUUCAGUCAUAUGACAGUCACAUGGAGUUGACUGUCCCAGUAAGGUCUUGUUAUUUUGUAUCUUCAGUCACAUGCCAGUCACAUGGCGUUGACUGUCCCAGUAAGGUUGUGUUAUUUUGUAUCUUCAGUCAUAUGACAGUCACAUGGAGUUGACUGUCCCAGUAAGGUCUUGUUAUUUUGUAUCUUCAGUCACAUGCCAGUCACAUGGCGUUGACUGUCCCAGUAAGGUUGUGGUAUUUUGUAUCUUCAGUCAUAUGACAGUCACAUGGAGUUGACUGUCCCAGUAAGGUCUUGUUAUUUUGUAUCUUCAGUCACAUGCCAGUCACAUGGCGUUGACUGUCCCUGUAAGGUUGUGUUAUUUUGUAUCUUCAGUCAUAUGACAGUCACAUGGAGUUGACUGUCCCAGUAAGGUCUUGUUAUUUUUGUAUCUUCAGUCACAUGACAGUCACAUGGCAUUGACUGUCCCAGUAAGGUCUUGUUAUUUUGUAUCUUCAGUCACAUGCCAGUCACAUGGCGUUGACUGUCCCAGGAAGGUCUUGUUAUUUUGUAUCUCUAGCCACAUGGCAUUGACUGUAACAGUAAGGUCUUGUUAUUUUGUAUCUCCAGCCACAUGCAGUUGUUUGAGUUGCCUCCUCGUCUUGGCUUCCAUUGUAUGGAUACGUGCAGCUUAGACCUCUCUCACAACUGUCUGUCAACUUUAGCUGAACACCUGGCACUCGUGCGGGGACUCAUUAACAUAAGUCUACAUCAUAACCUGUUGACCCACAUUCCUGUAAGUAUUUUACUCACCUGCAGAUCAGUUGUGUUCUUAAACAGUCAUCACAUUAUGAUGAAAAGUAUAAUCUACAUAUUUUAGAGAAACUCCAGGAGAAUAUUCCAGUGAAUUUCAGAUUAGACGAGGCCUGAGACAAGGAGACUCACUGUCUUGUCUGCUUUUUAACCUAACAUUAGAGAGAGUUAUUAGAAGCAUACAUAUUGACUGACACCUGAGGAACAAUAACAGGAUAAUUUCUGAGGGAAACCCAAGACCCACAACCAAUGGGCACUCUCUACAAUCAACCUUUUCAGUAUCUUGCAUAUGCUGAUGACAUAGCAUUGCUUGGGAAAAGUAUUAAAGACAUAUCGAUAUCCUUUAUUAAAAAAAAAUUUAAAUGCAUGACUGUGAUAAGAGAAGAGAAAAUAGAUGAAGCCAUAAAAUUAGAAACCAGACUUUUGAAAAAGUAAACCAAUUCAAAUAUCUAGGAUCUUUAUGAAAUGAAAGAAAUGAAUUACCAACAGAAAUAAAGAGAAUAUCAGCCGGAAACAGGGCAUACUUCAGUAGUCAGAAAAUACUCAAAAGUAAAAAGAUUACAAGAGAAACAAAGAAAACUAUUUAUAAAACUGUGAUCAGACCAGUUGUUAAAUAUGCAAGUGAAACUUGGGUUAGGGUUAGGGUUAGGUUGGACCCUAACAAAAACAGCAGAAAACCUAUUAAACACAUGGGAGAGGAAAAUUCUCAGGAAAAUAUAUGGACCAACAAAGGAUGAAGAUGGAUGGAGAAUACAAACCAACCAGGAAUUAUACAGUCUUUAUCAGGAUCCCAAGCUAGUAGCAGAAAUUAAAAAAAAGGGGGUGGGUCACUUAGAGAGAAUGCCAAAUGACAGAGGAGUGAAGAAGGGGCAUCACCAAAAGCCUAGAGGAAAUGCUUCAAAGGCUGACCUAAGCUUAGAUAGAUGGAUGAUGUGUAAAAAUAUCUACAACUGGGAAUCCAAACAUGGAAAAGAAAAGCAUUAGUUGGGUCUGAUUGGAAGGAAGUAGUGAGGCAGGCCUAAGCCCUACAUGGGCUGUAGUGCCUAAGGUAUAGAUGGAUGGAUGGAUGGAUGGAUUAUAGAGAAACCCAAUCAUAGUGUUAAAUGAAAUGUACGCAGACUGUUAUAACAAAACUUGUGUGGCCAAACUAACAUCUGGAGAAGUCAGGCCAAACUAACAUCUGGAGAAGGCUGGCAAAAUUAACAUCUGGAGAAGGCUGGCCAAACUAACAUCUGGAGAAGUCUGGCCAAACUAACUGGAGAAGUCUGGCCAAACUAACAUCUGGAGAAGUCUGGCCAAACUAACAUCUGGAGAAGUCUGGCCAAACUAACAUCUGGAGAAGUCUGAUGUCUCUUUCAUACCCAACAAUAAUGUAAAUCAAACUGUUUUUGUAUCACCUUUCAUGUAUUGACUUGUUUAUCCCAUUGUGAAUUGUUUAUCUAUUGCGACUUGUUUAUCUAUUGUGACUUGUUUAUCUAUUGUGAAUUGUUUAUCUAAUUGGACUUGUUUAUCUAUUGUGACUUGUUUAUCUAAUGGGACUUGUUUAUCUAUUGUGACUUGUUUAUCUAUUGUGAAUUGUUUAUCUAUUGCGACUUGUUUAUCUAAUGGGACUUGUUUAUCUAAUGGGACUUGUUUAUCUAAUGGGACUUGUUUAUCUAUUGUGACUUGUUUAUCUAUUGUGACUUGUUUAUCUAAUGGGACUUGUUUAUCUAUUGUGAAUUGUUUAUCUAUUGCGACUUGUUUAUCUAAUGGGACUUGUUUAUCUAUUGUAACUUGUUUAUCUAUUGUGAAUUGUUUAUCUAUUGUGACUUGUUUAUCUAAUGGGACUUGUUUAUCUAAUGGGACUUGUUUAUCUAAUGGGACUUGUUUAUCUAUUGUGACUUGUUUAUCUAUUGUGACUUGUUUAUCUAAUGGGACUUGUUUAUCUAUUGUGACUUGUUUAUCUAUUGUGAAUUGUUUAUCUAUUGCGACUUGUUUAUCUAAUGGGACUUGUUUAUCUAAUGGGACUUGUUUAUCUAAUGGGACUUGUUUAUCUAUUGUGACUUGUUUAUCUAUUGUGACUUGUUUAUCUAAUGGGACUUGUUUAUCUAUUGUAACUUGUUUAUCUAUUGUGAAUUGUUUAUCUAUUGUGACUUGUUUAUCUAAUGGGACUUGUUUAUCUGUUGCGACUUGUUUAUCUGUUGCAACUUGUUUAUCUGUUGCAACUUGUUUAUCUGUUGCAACUUGUUUAUCUGUUGCAACUUGUUUAUCUGUUGCGACUUGUUUAUCUGUUGCGACUUGUUUAUCUGUUGCGACUUGUUUAUCUAUUGCGACUUGUUUAUCUAUUCCGACUUAUUUAUCUAUUGCGACUUGUUCAUCUAUUGCGACUUGUUCAUCUAUUGUUGGUGUUGAUGAUUUUCAAGAACUUUUGCCCACAGCUGAUUGGUUGUUUUCUUCUUUUCUCCAGUUCUUCUUUUCAUCAUUUCACAGAUUAUCCUUUGUUGACCUCCGAUAUAAUCAGGUUACAGCAUUCCCAGGUAAGAUAAUCAGAUUACAGCCUUCCCAGGUAAAAACCACAUUUACAAUAAGUCACUUACAGCUCUAGGGGAAAUACAUGAUAUUAGCAUAUGCAGAGGAAAAGAUUCAUGAUACAGUAAUUUUUGACACUCAUUGCUGUUAGGUAAUUAUUAUAAUUUUUGUUGAAAAUAAUUAAGCAUGAUAUUUACUGUCAGUCUAUAAACCAACAUAUGGCUUGUGUCAUGGUGAGAUCAUGUUUUGAAACUGGCUUUUGACAUGGUGAGAUCAUGUUGUAAAACUGACUUAUGUCAUGGUGAGAUCAUGUUGUGAAACUGACUUAUGUCAUGGUGAGAUCAUGUUGUGAAACUGACUUAUGUCAUGGUGAGAUCAUGUUGUGAAACUGGCUUAUGUCAUGAGAUCAUGUUGUGAAACUGACUUAUGUCAUGGUGAGAUCAUGUUGUGAAACUGGCUUGUGUCAUUGUGAGAUUAUGUUGUGAAACUGAUUUAUGUCAUGGUGAGAUCAUGUUGUGAAACUGGCUUGUGUCAUGGUCAGAUCAUGCUGUGAAACUGACUUAUGUCAUGGUGAGAUCAUGUUGUGAAACUGGCUUAUGACAUGGUGAGAUCAUGUUGUGAAACUAGCUUAUGUCAAGGUGAGAUCAUGUUGUAAAACUGACUUAUGUCAUGGUGAGAUCAUUUUGUGAAACUGACUUAUGUCAUGGUGAGAUCAUGUCAUGAAACUGGCCUUAUUGUUGUUAGCUGACCAGCCCUAGAGGAAUUGACAAAUAUUCAUGACAAAUUUAAAACCGUAAUGGAAUUAUUCUUUUAAUGUUUUCAGAUGGUCUAGCAUAGGCUUGCAAUGUUAAAACUAUCUAGCAUAGGUUUGCAAUGUUAAAACUAUCUAGCAUAGGCUUGCAAUGUUAAAACUAUCUAGCAUAGGCUUGCAAUGUUAAAACUAUCUAGCAUAGGUUUAGAAAAUAUAAAUGAAAGGACUGCAUUCAAGUCUAGUAAAUGAAUGAAAUAGCAAAACAAGGUAUGUGGAAGCUUGAAUUAGAGAAACAGGACAAAAAGAUAAGGACGUUUCGGCAAAGAGCCCUCUUCAGCUAAUGGUAGAAAUGAAAAUGUCACAAAGAACAGAGCACAGUAAACAACUCAAGAAAUAUUUAUUUAUUUAUUUAUUUAGGCAUUUUUAUAUAGCGCUUACCUUAAAGCUCUAAGCGCUUUACAAUUAUUAAAAACAUGUAAACUAACUAAAAUAAAAAUGACACAUUAGGAUAGUAACUACUGUACUAUAGAAAUUAGAAACAAUUAAAAUGGCUAUAAAACGAGGACACUUUGGCACGUUUUGGCCUAUAUUACAGGAUUAACUCGAGACAGAAAAUGAGGCAGGGCAAGGAGGGUUCAUCACAGGUCAUAGGCGGACCUAAACAGAUGGGUUUUAAGGGACUUUUUGAAAAUGGACGAGGUUUCACAAUGACGGAAAUCGAAGGGGAGCUGGUUCCAGAACGUGGGCCCAUGGAAGUGGGAGCGUUCACCGAUGGUCUUAGUUUUAGUUCUUGGGAUUGAGAGGGUUCUAUUGUCAAUGGAAGAGCGUAGUUGUCUUGUUGACGCCGGAAGUGGGAACACAGGAAGCUAGAGAAUAUAAAUAUUGACACUGUGAAAAAUAAGGUCCACAAUAAUAAUGGACCAGAAUAUCUAGGGACACAUAAACACACAGCAAUAAGAAAAUAAAUGAAAUACAGGGAAACAGAGAAACAUCAGUAGGAAAUUAUUUGAUUAAUACCAUAUGGAGAUAUGAUGCCAAACAGCUGAAUAAAUGUAUUUUCCAUUUUAAUCCUAUCUGGUGUGUUACUGCAUGAAAUCAGUGCCUUAAUGGUUACAUCCAAUGCACCUUUAUGUUCUUUUCUGUUGAAAUGAGAAGAGACUGGGGAAGGUUUACAUUGCUCAAUAUCCCUUAAAUGUUCAGGAAACCUAUCAGCCAAUCUUCUCCCAGUUUCACCUAUGUAACUAGAUUGGCAUCUACGGCACACAAUCGCAUAUAUUACAUUACUGCUGACACAGGUGAAACCCUCUUUAAUGGUAAAGGUACCUUUAGGGAGGCCAAUGCUUUCAGUUUGGAGUGUAAAGGGACAAGUUCUGCAGCGGCCUCUUAAGCAUGGUUUAGUACCAACGUAAGAUGGUUCAGAUCGAAGGCGACUAUGAACCAGAAGGUCACCUAGAUUUCUGUCCCGUCUAAAGACAAUCAGUGGAGGGGAUCAGAAAACCCUGUUGGUAUCGAUCGGGGUCAGCAAGAAGUAUGCUGCGAUUUUUUAGGAAUAUUUUUUUGGCAGUUAAAUUGCGAGGGUGGUAGGUUAGUAUAAGUUUGUUGUUUUGACGAGUUUUGAAAGCAUCUUUUUGUGUGAGACAAGAGUAGUUUCAGGAUAGGAUCUGGAUCGGAAGAAAUCCAUAAUUUCAUCAGCUCUUUCUUGACAUUCUUCAUCAAUUUGGCAGAGACGCCGUAGUCUAAGAAGUUGUGAGACAGUUAUAGAGUCUUUGCAUGAUUUGGGGUGAGAGGAUGAGUACAAUAGGUAACUAUGGCUGUCAGUUGGUUUGUAGUAGGCAGAUGUAAUCCGUUCGUUCUCUUUCAAAGUUACGGUGAUAUCAAGGAAGUUGACAGAAUGUCCAGCAUAGGCUUGCAAUGUUAAUCAAGAAUAUAAAAAUAUCAUAAUGUUAAAUCCUCCAUUUAGUUUGCCUGCUUGAUCUGUCUCAGCUGCGCAGACUUUAUUUAGACCACAACCAACUCUGCCACCUUCCACAAGAUAUUGACAGAUUGAUUUCUUUACAGACCCUUAGUGUUGGGUAAGUCAAGGUUUCAGAUAUGAUCCAUUUAUCCACUCAUUGUUGGGUAAGUCAAGGUUUCAGAUAUGAUCCAUUUAUCCACUCAGUGUUGGGUAGGUCAAGGUAACUGACAUCACAGGCAAGACUGUUAGCAGAUGACACAGCAGUGUAUAGGACGAUCGCCAACAGAUCUGACCAGGACCAGCUACAACAGGAUCUCAAUCUGUUAGCUGAGUGGGAGAUGAGCUGGGACAUGGAAUUUCACCCUGCCAAGUGCCAGACACUAUCAGUCUCUAGAAGUUGUACUCCUCUACACUACCAAUACGAACUGCACGGCCAUAUACUUGAGCGUUUCCUCCGUAAAGCACCUGGGUGUUACCAUUCAAAGAGAGGUCCGCUGGGACGAGCAUAUUAACAAUGUAUGUAACCAAGCAAACAAGACCCUAGGGUUCUAAAGAUUGGCAACUCUUGUGUAAAAGAAAGAGCAUAUAAAGCCUUUAUCCGUCCGAUUUUAGAUUAUGUAUCUUCAGUCUGGGACCCAUUUACCCAGAGGAGCAUUGACAGGUUGGAGGCGGUCCAGCGACGAGCAGCACACUUUGUCCUAAACCGCUACAGGAAUACCUCUAAUAUUGGCAGCAUGCUAGAAACACUAGGCUGGUCACCAUUGGAGAAACGACGACGACAAUCCAGGCUCUCCAUGAUGUACAAGAUAAAUAAUGGGCUGGUCCACUGUUCCAGUAUUAAACAGAAACUCGUCCCUCUCCCCAUAGACAGCGACGAGGCCAUGACAGGCAAUUCAGGCUCAUACCAGCAAGAAGCCAGUAUAGGAGCUGCUCAUUCCUGCCCAAGACAAUCAGGGACUGGAACAAUCUUUCAAAAGGAACGGUUGAAGCGACAACACUAGACACAUUAUUGUCUAUUGCCUCAAGCAUUCAAACCCCUAGUGCAUGAUUUCCUCAUCAACACCAGUAACAGAAACAUUGCAAAUCCCAUCUACAUGCAUAGGAACCAAAAUGAUCAAUAAAUUGAUCGUGGGCCCUUAAGAUAUAGAAGAAGAAGAUAAUAAUAAUAAUAAAGUUAAUUUGAAAAUCACGCUUCAUCCCCAAAGGCUCAAAGCGCGGUACAGAGUCUAGUAUAUUAAAAGAGAAAUGAAACAAUCUAUAAUAUGCCACAUUGAAAUACAAAAUGCAACAUUGCAAAAACCUAUACGAGAAAAGCCAUUCUAAGUCUUUCAUACCUAACAACCAUAAACAACACAGGCCAAUACACAUCCACAAGAUAAUAGGUAGAUCAACAUCAUCCCAGCAGGUGUUUGCGAAAUAGAUAAGUCUUCAAAUCCAUUUUUUAAGACUCCAGUGUCUGGCUGUUUCUGAGAGCGACAGGAAGGGUGUUCCAAAUUGUUGGGCCAGCAAAUGCGAAAGUGCGCCCCUCGUCAGUCUCAAGGCAAACACGUGGUAUCGAGAGUUUGCCACUAUCAGAUGACCGGAGUUGUCUAGUGGGUACAUAAGGCGUCAGUAGCGCUUUGAGAUAGGACGGUGCUAGGUCACGCAAACAGCGGGAGCACAGGUUUGCAAUUUUGUACUCUAUGCGAGCGCAGACCGGCAGCCAAUGCAGCUCUCUCAGAAGUGUUUUAGCAUGGUCAAAUUUGCGUUUGCGAAGAACAAUGUGAGCCGCAUUAUUCUGUGCUAUUUGAAUUUUAUCUAGGAGCGUAGCUGGAAAACCCACCAUAAGAGCAUUGCAGUAGUUCAUGCUUGAUAGCACGAAUGCAGACAUCAGCCUCUUUGUUGCAUCUAACGUUAAGAAAGGUCUGAUAUGACUAAGUCUGCGCAGCUCUUGAAAAAUCGCCUUGCAAAGCUUGGUUAUGGGAUUUUCCAUAGUUAAUUUUCUGUCGAAAUAGACACCCAGGUUUCGCACUGAUUUAGCAAACUCAAUCUGUAUACCUGAGAGAGAUAUGAUACAUUUAUCCACUCAGUGUGCUCAAAGAUGUUACAUUUUCCCCCCUCAGUGUUGGAUCAGUGAAGUUUUCAAAGUUGUUACAUUUUCCCCCCUCAGUGUUGGGUCAGUGAAGUUUUCAAAGUUGUUACAUUUUCCCCAAAUGGCAAUUCUAAUUAUUUGAAAGUAUGACAAAAGAAAUUAAUUAUUUUUUUAUUAAAUCAAAUGUCUACUAAUGAGACUUAAUGUUAAAUGCCUACUAAUGGGACCCAAGGUUUAAUGUUUUAAUGUCUACUUGUUGUAUUUCAGAUAUAAUAAAAUCACAGAAAUCUGUGCCACUCUGUUCAAUAUCAUAGGACUUCAGGUUGGCAAUCAAUAAACUUAUUUCUAACAUCCCCUGUAAACAUUUUACUGGCAACCAUAAAAGUACUUAUUUUUGUCAUGUUUUGAUUUCGGAGGGAAGGUCAGAAAAAUAUUUUUAUGCUCCCUUCUAUUAGUAUCAUAUCAGUGUCAUAUUAGUGUCAUAUCAGUGUCAUAAAAACGUAGCAAAAUUUCACAGUUUAAAUUUUGAGCUUUUUUUUUUGUUAUAAUCUUCAUAACUUGACAAUUGUUCUCCACCAAAACAGACUUUGUGUUUCCGAGGUAACAGUGAACUGCGAUCUCUCCCUACAUCAGUGAGAAAUUUGAUUUGUCUACAAAAGUUAGACCUGAGCCACUGUAAUCUUCGUCAAAUUCCGACAACAAUCGGC